Eublepharis macularius is the source of this 3337-nucleotide messenger RNA. It is a transcript of the gene CDR2, whose product is annotated as cerebellar degeneration related protein 2. NCBI's taxonomy places the organism in Eukaryota, Metazoa, Chordata, Lepidosauria, Squamata, Eublepharidae. The transcript has 5 exons. The record is from RefSeq and is a predicted model, not a curated record. The coding region runs from base 241 to 1617 and encodes 458 amino acids.
GCGGCUUCUGUUGUCUUCCUUCCUCCGUCGGCGCUGCCGGGCUGGGUUGGGAGGGGCGGCGGCCGGCAGCGCCGCCUUCGGUAAAGUCCGGAAGCCGUCGGGCGGGUUCGGAAGAGGGCUUUUUAAAGGCGCGCGAGCCGAGGCGUGAGGAGGCGCGACAGAAAGGGGGCAGGAAAGCGGGACGUUGGGCUGCCGCCUCCGGCGAUCCCUUUGGGGGCGGCUGAAGCUCUCGCCGCCGCGAUGCUGACGGACAGCCUGGUGGAGGAGUUCGAGAUCCGAGACGAUGAGCCUUGGUACGACCAGCAGGACCUGCAGCAAGAUCUCCAUCUUGCUGCUGAACUUGGGAAGACGCUGCUGGAUCGGAACACAGAGUUGGAGACAUCUCUACAGCAGAUGUAUGCAACCAACCAAGAACAACUACAGGAGAUAGAGUAUCUUACAAAACAGGUGGAACUCCUGCGUCAGAUGAAUGACCAGCAUGCCAAAGUUUAUGAACAGCUCGAUGUCACUGCCAGGGAUCUAGAAGAUGCUAAUCAGAAACUAGUUGUGGAUAGCAGAUCUUCACAGCAAAAGAUCUUAAGCCUUACUGAGACCAUUGAAAGUCUUCAGACACACAUUGAUGACCUCCAGAGACAAGUGGAGGAGCUGAAGAAUUCUGGGCAGGGCCACAUGAACCGCGAAAGAUCUGAACAGCCAAGAUCUGUUCACAGCUUUUCAUGUCUGAAAGAACUGUAUGAUCUUCGCAAGUAUUUUGUUUAUGAUCAUAUUUUUGCAGAAAAAAUUACUUCUAUAGAUACACAGCUGAGCCCUUUGGAGGAAGAAAACCAGAACUUGAAAAAGGCAGUGACUCUCUUGCAAGCCCAGCUUGACAUGGAAAAACAGAAGAGGGUAACUAUGGAGGAGGAGUACAGCCUUGUCCUGAAGGAGAAUUGUGACCUUGAGCAGAGACUGGUGGAUGUUGAUCUAUACCGCAACAGAGCUGAAGAGCUUGAAGCUGAGGUGGUUGAAAUGAGGCAGAUAUUCCAGUGUGAAAACCCAUUUGUUAGCGGGGUGGAAAAGCUUGUUCCGGAGUCCUUUUUUAUUUCCUUGAAAGACACUCUAGAGAAGGAGCCGAGUCGGAGCCCUUCAGAUGGGGUGUAUUUAACUGUUCCAGAACUUGACAAAAGGGCUCUGAAAAGAAGCAGCAGUGAGACCUUCUUGGGUAGCACAGUGGGUGGAGACCUCCUCAAGGGGCAUGAGGAAACCUGCAUCAGGAGGGCCGAAGCUGUAAAGCAAAGGGGCAUCUCUCUGCUUAAUGAGGUUGAUGCCCAGUAUAACGCUUUGAAGGUCAAGUAUGAGGAACUCCUGUCGAAGUGCCAGAUGGAUGAGGAGUCUGUGAAACACAAAGCUGUGCAGACCUCUAAGCAGUAUGCUAAAGAGGUCAGUGUAGGCAGCAGGCGCUUGGACAUGAACAUGAGAGAAUCAGAAGGCACGAGUGCUGAUCUAGCCAGCUUACCAACAAACACUGCACCUGAGUACAAACUUCUCUUCAAGGAAAUCUUCAGUUGUAUCAAGAAAACCAAGCGUGAAAUAGAUGAACACAGAGCAAAGUAUCCAUCGCUGUCAUCUCUGCCUUAAUAUCCUUGGCAUUUCCUUAUCGACAUAAAUAUGUAUAACCCUAGAACAAGUUUUGAAGCUGCUCUCUGAUGUCAUUUGUAUGAAGCAUGGUGUUGAACGUCUGUAUUCUAGAGUGUGUGUUGGUUGUUUUUUGUUCUCUUGAAUAAUGGGUUGGGUCUUCUUAAGUGGGUUAUGUGCAUUUUGCAAAGUAUUUGCUUUCUCCAGCUAAGGAUAAAUGGACUUGCUCAGAGGGAGCCACUAACAAAGAUAAAUUGGCAAGUUACUGCUAUAUUCAAUUGACCUCUCUAGUACAGGGCAUUAAUUUCAGCCUGCAGAUAUGAGAACCAAAAAGUAGCUGUGUUCUGUGUGGAGCUGCUGCUUCUGGAUUAGGUUAUUCUGUCAAGGUCAAUCCUGUGGCCAAAAGUUAAGAAAUAGGAACUGCUGCAGCCACUGAAACACAGUAAUUGUAAAAUAAAUCACAACAUUUAGAAAAGGAUGUGAUAUUUCAAGUUGUGAUUAUAAGUAGAACUACCCCCCCCCCCCAUUUCCCCCUUAUAACUUACUAGUAAGUCCAAAUGGAUCUCUUACUGUUAGACUUGCUUUCAAUGGAUCAAUGUUCCUGAAAAGCCAGCCUAGCCUAAAAGGGAAAGAGUUUUUGUUAAUAGAGUUCCCUUGGCAUGUGUUUUCAGUUUUGUAAGUGUUUAAAGAUCCAUUUUAGGAAGAGGCUAUUAAAUUGUUUCCACAAGCAAAUGUUCUGCUCUGGAUUUCAGAAGCUGUUGAGUCCUUUCAAAGAGGACCAAGCAAAAAAGGCUUCCAGCGUUGUGUGCAAUGUAGCAUCUGCUUUUUCUCUUCAAGCCUGAAAUAUGUCCAGUGAUGGCUCUUCAGCUCACUGAGUUUCUGUGCUUGGAUCCAUUUUUGUACAAAACAUUCCAAGUUGCAACAUAGUGAACUUACAUGCUAACUUCUGAUGCUUUAGCACUACCUGGGGGGAAAUUACAGUAUUGCAACAUGUGGGCUUAAUCCAGUAACUGCCCAUUACAUGCAGUGAAAUCCCCUCGAUGUAGCAAGUGUUCUGUCUCUAAAAGGGCGUGCAGUGUCAAUAGCCUUGAAAUAUAUACACUAUUUAGGAUACGGUGUUGGGUGGGAGGGGGAGUCCGUACACGACACAUGGUUCUGCUGCUUGUAGGAGCAUACGUUAGCAAGUGCAUUGGCCUGUAACAUUUAGAGUUCGAGAAAAGUUGCAUUUAGUUGAAUACAGGAAGAUGCUGAGACAGAAGGGAAUUGGCAGGUUGCUGUCCUCCGCUCUGUUCCUUGGCUGAGCAAAUCUAUUAAGAUCGAGAACGCAAGACAAGAUUUGCCCCUUUUACGUAACUUAUGUUUAAAUUACUGAGCACAGGGCCAACAUGAAUAGGUAGUGAUAGUUUCUUAGGAUAGAGUAUGGGCAAAGCUAAGAAGUGGAAAGGUGGACAGCAGCUCUAGAAAAGGUGACUGGGGUAACUGGGCUGCAAGUUAAAAGGAAAAGCACUUGUCAACAGGACUGCGAAAUAAAACUUGAACUGCCUAAAAAGGUAUUGCGCACUUCUCUGCCUUAUGUACAGUAUAUAAUGGAGAUGGCUUGUUCUGACAAGUUGUUCUGACAAUAUGGAAACACAUUCCACAAAAGUGCAUAUUAACUUAUUUAAAGAGUUGUAAGCUAUUUGUGACUAUCUUGUGUAAAGCUAAUAAAUGCCUUUGGCAACUA